Pocillopora damicornis (cauliflower coral) is the source of this 1512-nucleotide messenger RNA. Its product is annotated as adenosine receptor A2b-like. The record is from RefSeq and is a predicted model, not a curated record. Gene Ontology annotation, cellular component: plasma membrane. Gene Ontology annotation, biological process: G protein-coupled receptor signaling pathway. NCBI's taxonomy places the organism in Eukaryota, Metazoa, Cnidaria, Anthozoa, Scleractinia, Pocilloporidae. Gene Ontology annotation, molecular function: G protein-coupled receptor activity.
AUGGAAAAAGGAAACUUUACUGAUGGCGAAAAAUACUCUGGGGUGUUUGAACAGCGGCGAUGCUCAGACUCCUUAACAAGAGGAAUGGAAGGACAUCUCAAAUAUCUCAUAGCGUUUAAUAGCUUUCUUUCCGUCGUUGCAUUUCUUGGAAAUACUCUCGUGCUGGUGGCUCUUCGAAAGGAAACUUCGCUUCAUCCGCCCUCGAAGCUUUUGUUACGUUGUCUGGCAGCAACUGAUCUCUGCGUUGGUCUGAUUACAGAACCCCUGAAUGUCAAUUAUUGGGUGUCCCUAUUAAAGGAGGAUUGGAACACUUGUCUUUAUGCAUAUAAGGCAUGUUUCAUAACAAGUUAUAUUUUGUCUUCCGUAUCUUUGUUAACAAUAACGGCAAUAAGCGUGGACAGACUUCUCGCUUUGUUACUGGGGCUGAGAUAUAAACUCAUUGUAACUUUAAAGCGAACAUAUGCGACUGUGAUUACCUUUUGGUUUGUUUCCACUGCGGCUGCCACACUAUAUCUCUUAAACCAUCUUAUCACCUUUCUUUAUGGCUACAUUUUCAUACCGUCAUGUAUUUUCAUUUCAAUUUGUUCCUAUACAAAGAUUUUCUUUACAUUACGCCACCAUCGAACUCGUGCACAAGAAAAUGUCUCUGAUGGAAUACCGGGUAGAGCUAGGAACCUGGCGCGACACAGAAGGGCAGUGAUCAGUGCAUUGUGGGUCCAACUGGCUUUAGUUGCUUGCUAUAUUCCUUAUGGUGUUGUGGGUGUUUUCUUAAGUAAUAGUAAACUCACGCCAUCAAAAUUUUUCUUUUUGGAGGUUACGAUAUCCUCAGUGUACUUAAACUCAUCUUUAAACCCGUUUCUUUACUUCUGGAAGAUAAGCGAAGUGAGAAAUGCAGUAAAAACUACAUUAGACAAGUUCCUCCUCAUUUAUGCAGUUAACAAGAGCACUUUUUCCGUAACAGAGCGCAGAAAAGAUAUUUAAACUCAAUAAUUAUCUCAAUAGAUGCAAUGACAACGCGAAUCUUAGUGGAAAUGAUCAGUGAUGAGACCCAACUAGAUACCUCAUAGAACAGCUAAGGAGUUCGUCCCACGCUCUUAGCGAAUAUUUAACAGGUCUUCUUCCCAGUAUUAAAAACACAGGAAAUAUUUCAAUGAACUGAGUAACGUAUAACAUCCAGUCCUUGCCGAACGUCGUAAGCGGUACCUCACCCUCGAACAGCUUUGCUUCUAACACAUGUGGAAACGAAACGAAUCAAUCUUAUUUCUCAAAUUUUACCUUUGAUCAAAAAGGGAAACCUUUUGUUGCUAUCUAAUACGAUUUCAAGUUUCGCUUUGACGCAAAUAAACACAACUUGAUAGCAACCAUGUUUGAAGGACUAAGCGGAAAUCGUGCCAACUAUCACCAUGUCGCGAUUGAGUCAAGCCACCAAAAGUUUAUUGAUUAUUCAACGUUUGUACGUAUCCAAUGGUUGCCGAAACGGACCUACUUAAUUAAACGAGAUGUGAUUUGAUA